This is a messenger RNA of Xenia sp. Carnegie-2017, 1689 nucleotides long. RefSeq lists its product as uncharacterized. The transcript has 3 exons. Lineage: Eukaryota; Metazoa; Cnidaria; Anthozoa; Malacalcyonacea; Xeniidae. The coding region runs from base 1 to 1689 and encodes 562 amino acids. The record is from RefSeq and is a predicted model, not a curated record.
AUGGCAGAAGGAUUUUCCAGGCCAACACGACUCUCCUUUGAAGGCAACGUUGCUGAGAAUUGGCGCCGCAUCAAACAGAACUAUGAAAUAUACAUUGUUGCUGCAGGACAUAGUCGGAAAUCAAAGAAAGAAAAGUCAUGCAUCCUCUUAAAUCUAGCUGGCAAAGAUGUGGUUGAAAGAUAUAAUUCUUUUACCUACAACGAAGAGGAAGACAAAGACGAUCCAGAAAUUCUAGUGAAGAAAUUUGAAGAAAUUUAUUUGAAAAACAUUGCUCGAAAGUGCGACUUUGGUGACCUCGAGAGCGAACUUAUUAAAGAUCGUAUUGUGUGUGGGAUUAACAGUGAUGCAUUAAGAAAGAUUCUCCUUCGCGAAACAAGUUUAACAUUAGACAAGGCUCUAAACAUAUGCUGUGCAAACGAAUUGUCGGAACAACAAGUAAAAGAUCUUACUAAUUAUCAAGAUGUCGGUGAACUGAAGGCUAGGAAGAAUUCGAAAACCUCAAGAGGAAGUUACACAAACUUAAGUCAAACAAAAGAAGAUAAACAUCUAGGACAAAGAUUCGUAUUAAAGAACAAUUGCAGAAACUGUGGAGGAAAACAUCUUCCAAAGCAAUGCCCAGCUUUUGGAAAUUUUGGGCACAAAUGUCAUAACAAAAACCACUUUGCUCGUGUGUGUAUAAUGUCUACACAAAAGUCACAAAGAACAGUUCAUGAAGUUAGUGGUGAAAAAUUGUUUAUUGGUGCUGUUAAUGCAAUCACAACAACGCAACAACGCAUAAGCUGCAAAGUCGAUUAUCGAAUGAAUAUUGGAGCUGUAGAAAAAAGCAAUGACGAGUGGUAUUCUGAACUCAAGUUUGGCAGACAUUUGGUGAACGUGAAGGUGGAUACAGGUGCAAAAUGUAAUGUAAUUUCUAAAAAAUUGUUCGACAAAGUCACAGAAGCUGAGCAACAAGUUACCAAAACAAAUACAAAGCUAAUGUCGACACAGGAUGUAAAGCCCAUUCUUGGUUUACCUGAUUGCGAGCGUUUGGGUAUGGUGAAAAUAAUUAUAGAUGUCAAACCUAUUUUCACUUGCGACGAUAUUUUCAAUGAAUGUGCAGAUCUCUUCGAUGGCAAACUAGGAUGUUUACCCAUUAAGCAUCAUAUUUGUGUCAAUCCAAAUGUAAAACCUACAAUUCAUAUUCCUCGACGCGUUCCAGUAGCUAUGAGAACGAAAAUUAAAGAAGAGUUAGAACGAAUGCAACAGAUGGGUGUCAUCGAUCCUGUAGAAAAACCAACGGAAUGGGUUUCGUCAAUGGUAACAGUGGAAAAACCAAACAAGUUACGAAUAUGUAUUGAUCCUAGACAUCUUAAUGAAGCCAUUCAGCGAGAACAUUACCCUCUCUUAACAAUAGAAGAAGUCGUAUCAAGACUACCUGGAGCUAAAACUUUCUCCGCAUUCGAUGCAGCCUCUGGAUUUUGGCAGAUACCUCUAGAUGAAGAUUCCAGUUAUCAUACAACAUUCAAUACGCCUUUUGUCAGAUACAAAUUCAAUCGUCUCCCAUUUGGUAUAUCCCCAGCACCUGAAGUGUUCCAAAAAGCUAUGCACCAGCUGUUUGACAGAAUAGACGGUUGUGAAAUUAUAAUGGACGAUAUCUUAAUAUGGGGAACAACAGAGAAAAGCAUGAUGAAAGAAUUGUCAAUGUGCUGA